Messenger RNA from Tricharina praecox, 2248 nucleotides. RefSeq lists its product as uncharacterized. The transcript is spliced from 2 exons. The coding region runs from base 1 to 1935 and encodes 644 amino acids. The record is from RefSeq and is a predicted model, not a curated record. Lineage: Eukaryota; Fungi; Ascomycota; Pezizomycetes; Pezizales; Pyronemataceae.
AUGCCGCUCGACGAGAACUUCCCGACCUACCAGUUCGCCAUCCCUGACGCGACGAACCAGCCCACAAUUACCACCGUCCACUUCACCAUCUCUGGCGCCGUCCCGCAGCACCUCUACACCCUGACCCGCUUCCUGCAACCAGCGAAUUCCUACAGCAUCUCGCUGACCGACGCCCCGUUCCCGGACAUAACCUACGGCUCGCUGUCUCUCCCGCUUCUCCCGAGCACCGUCAACCCCAAUGAACUCCAGCGCCCCUCCUCGUUCACUCUCCAGCUCUACUCCCCGGACUCCACCGUGACGAUCACCCAGAAACACACCGCCCUGACGCGCAACAACUUCUGGGAAUUCACACUGCCCAAGUCCUCGUUCCUGCCACCGACGCAGUCGGCGCUGGACGCCUCGUACCGCCCGCCGGUGUCGGAGACACUCACGUUCCGGUGGCGCAAGGAGGGGAUCAACAUGCUUACGCGCAGCCAGCUGAAGUGCUCUCUGGUCUCCGGCGGGGACGAGCCGGACACGGUGCUAGCGAUGUACAGCGGUGUCGGCGACAAGAACGGCAAGGGCGAGCUGGUGGUGUACGAGAGCAAUUUCCGGCGCGUGGAGAUGCAGGAUCUCAAGGGGCUGGAGAUGGUCCUGCUGCUGAGCUCCCGCGUCGUGGCCGACGUGUGGUUCAGCGGCUCGAGCGCUAUAUUCAACACUACACAACGCGUAGGCACGGGAAUGGGCGGACCCGCCCCGCCCCCGCCAGCGUACGAACCCCCGGCCGCCUCCUCCGCUGGCACGUUCGCCGAACGCUUCAACAGCCAGGUAUACCCGCCCGACAAACCCAAGGCCGCUCCCGUUUCACCCACCACCAGCCCAACACAACAGUCGGCGCCCAUGCAGCAGCCCGCUCCCAAGCCCCAGCCCGCCGAGAUGCCCACGCCCGCCCCAAGGCAACGACCCGCUGCACGGCAACCCCCCACCUCACCGGCACUAACCCAACGGCCCGCCGCGCGGCACCACCCAACAGCAAGACCACACACGACCGCGCGGCCCUUGCGGGCGCAACCCGCCUCGUCACAAGCGCCCGUGGAAGAAAAGAUCGUGCCAACGCUCGAGGACCUCACAGCGCGACAGCGGAUCGCCGACGAGCAAGCCGAGAUCCGGCGGAUGCUUGCGGACGAGGAGCGCGCGGCUGCGCACCGCCAGGCCGCUAUCGACGCCGAGACCGAGCGCCUCAAGCGGCUGUAUGAGCAGGAGGCGUUGGCGGAGGCGAGGGCGCGGCAGCAGCAGGGGCAGCAGCAACAGCAGGUGCAAAGACCGCAUACCCAGCCGGGGCAGGCGCCGAUGAGUCCGAGAAGGCCGCUGCAGCAGCAGAAUCUACAGCAGCAUAAUCUGCAGCAGCACCACAAACAGCAGUAUAUUCCCCCUCCACUUCCAAUUCCAAAUCCGAACCGUGUUCCGAACCCGAAACCGCAGGCGCUAAAGUAUUAUCCGUCGCAUAGAAACAGCAGUGGCAACAUCAACAACAGCAGGCCGCCGAUUGUCGGCGGCGCGGGCGGCUGGCAUUCCGCCCCGCCGCAGUCACAGCCGGGACUCAUCAAUGCCGGAGUCGUCCCCAGUAGUGGGAAGCGGCUCGAUGAUAAGAGCCGAAGGAAAAGUUUCUUUGGGUUGAAUUUUGGGGGUGGGGAGGCGGCGAGGGAGAAGGAGCGGGAGAAGGAGAGGGAGAAGGAGAGGGAAAGGGAGAAGGAGCGGGAGAAGGAUCGGGAAAAGGAAAGAGAAAAGGAGAGAGUGAAGGAGCGGGAACGGGAGAAGGAACGGGAGAAGGAGAGGGUGAAGGAGAGGGAGCGGGAAAAGGAGCGGGAAAAGGAAAGGCUGAAGGAGCUGGAGAAGGAGAAACAGAAGAAUAAGGGCAAGGGAAAACUUUCAAAGAAGGGGAGUCGGAUGUGGUAAAGACCUACUUGGAAUGGGUCGGGAGGAAUGGGAAUGGCGUUUUGGGGAGUUUGCGUUGCUUUUUAUACCUGGGUGCGUACGUUUUGGAGGGAGAUAACUAAGAUUGAAAUAGUUUGAUGAUGUGAUGAUGUGAUGAUCAUGGGGAAUAGGUACAUACACUUUGGACGGCGGGAAUGAAAGAGUACUUAGCGAUAGUAUCUACAUGUUUGCCGGGUGAUAUUCGCAACAAUAGAGGAGUGUUCUUGCAGUUUGCUUGCUCCACCGACUGGCGUUUUGUAUUCCAAACAAGUGUGGCGUUAGUGGCAGAGGAGGU